AUGGAAUCAUCCGCGUCCGGUUCAGGAGAAUCGCAAACUCAAAAAAGAAGUGUUAUUUGGAUGCAUUUCACCAAUAUAUCGGAAGCUAAUGCAAAGUCUAAUCUUUGUAAAAAUAUUUAUUCGCAUAAAAAUGGAAACAUUAGCAAUUUAAGGAAGCAUUUGAAAACUAAACAUCCGACUCUUUCAUUGGAAGGAGAAAGGGCAAAACGGCGGGUGGAAGACGAAAAUAUGCCUAGGUGCAAAAGGAACUUAGUUUCAGCUAUAAAACCUCAAGAUAACCAUCCUUUGACAAAGUGUGAAGAUCUGUGA
Acanthoscelides obtectus is the source of this 309-nucleotide messenger RNA. Lineage: Eukaryota; Metazoa; Arthropoda; Insecta; Coleoptera; Chrysomelidae. The record is from the annotation of a GenBank genome assembly.